AUGAAGUCUCUAUUCAGCAAUGCAAGGUUUCUGAGGCGACUGCAGAAUAAGAUUCCAGGCAUUCGGGCGACAUCAUCCUUUUCGCAAUUCCAAAGACAGCGCAAAGGGUCUGCAGUUUUUCUGUUAACUGGCUUGUUCCUUGGGGUUGCUGCAACAACGUCAACACCAGUGCUCACACUGACAUCAAACACAACUAUCGAUACACCACCGCGAUGGAGUGGAAUUGCUCGAGAGCCCUUGCUGCACUCCAAGUAUGCUGAUAAAAAUACAAUGUUAAACGCUGUUGGUGAGAUCCGACGUGCGCUGGGAACAGAAGCCGUGAGCACCGAUACAGAUGACAUAACAGCCCAUAGCUAUUCCGAAUGGUCAUCGACCAACAUAGAGACAAAGCCAGUUGCCAUUGUGCGACCCAAGACCACAGAGCAAGUAUCAGCAAUUGCAAAGAUAUGCACCAAAUACAAAGUGCCAAUGACGCCAUACGGAGCCGGAUCCAGCCUCGAAGGAAACUUUAGCUCUCCCUUUUCAGGUGUAUGCAUCGACCUAUCCGGAAUGAACAAGGUUGUUGACUUUCACCCCGAUGAUAUGGACGUUGUAGUACAAGCUGGAGUCAACUGGAUGAAGCUCAACGCAGAAAUAAAAGACAGCGGCCUCUUCUUGCCUCCUGAUCCGGACCCAAUGGCUAACAUCGGCGGCAUGAUUGCCACCAACUGCAGUGGAACCAAUGCCAUGAGAUACGGCGCAAUGAAAGACUACAUUGUCAAUCUGACUGUUGUUCUGGCGGAUGGCACAGUCAUCAAAACGCGGCAAAGGCCGAGAAAGACAUCGGCUGGAUACAACCUUAACUCUUUGUUCACCGGAUCAGAAGGCACUCUCGGUAUUAUCACAGAGGCCACGCUCAAGUUGGCGAUACUGCCGACGAACUUUAGCGUAGCAGCAGUGGCCUUCAAAUCAAUCCAUGCCGCAGCAGCCGCAGCAUCUUCAUUGGUUCGUGCAGGACUCCCUAUGGCCGCCUUGGAAUUGAUGGAUGAAGUGCAAAUGGAGACAAUAAAUAGGGGUGGAGGAACCGAGGGCAGGAUGUGGGAGGAAAAUCCAACACUAUUCAUAAAGUUCUCAGGUACUCAGAAUGCAGUCGAAGAGAGCAUUCAAGAGGCCCGAGCCAUAUGUCGCCGUCAUAACGCCAGCACAUUCGAAGGCGUAACUACCAAAAAAGAGAUGAAUUCUUUAUGGUUGGCUAGAAAAGAAGCCAUGUUGAAAGCAAUCGCAUCGAAGCCAGAAGGCGCUGCCUUGUGGGCCACAGACGUUGCUGUGCCCCUAUCACGCAUGGCUGAUCUCAUCGAGGAGUCCAAAGCAAGAGCAACUAGCCAUGGUCUCACGAAUUCUACCAUCGGACAUGUGGGAGACGGCAACUUUCAUCAAGGAAUGUUCUAUCGUCCCGACUUGGCUAGCGAUAGGGAGAAAGUGUUGGACUGCGUGUAUACAAUGGUAGAUAGGGCAGUUGAGAUGGAGGGAACUGUGACAGGCGAGCACGGGAUUGGCAUUGGGAAGAAGCAUGGUCUUAUCAAAGAGGUGGGCUUGCCGACGAUUGGCGUUAUGAAGGCCUUGAAGGAUGCACUUGAUCCGCAUUGGCUACUGAAUCCGGGAAAAGUGUUUGAUGAAUGA
Molecule: messenger RNA, 1659 nt
Organism: Trichoderma atroviride IMI 206040
Lineage: Eukaryota; Fungi; Ascomycota; Sordariomycetes; Hypocreales; Hypocreaceae
Biological process (GO): lactate catabolic process
Cellular component (GO): mitochondrion
Molecular function (GO): D-lactate dehydrogenase (cytochrome) activity; FAD binding; D-lactate dehydrogenase (NAD+) activity
Source: RefSeq, a predicted model, not a curated record